This is a messenger RNA of Vicia villosa (hairy vetch), 948 nucleotides long. RefSeq lists its product as uncharacterized. Lineage: Eukaryota; Viridiplantae; Streptophyta; Magnoliopsida; Fabales; Fabaceae. Bases 1 to 948 code for a protein of 315 amino acids. The transcript has a single exon. Gene Ontology annotation, molecular function: catalytic activity. The record is from RefSeq and is a predicted model, not a curated record.
AUGAUCAUUUUCUCUGUAAACAUUAGAGGAGGAGCUAAGAGGGUGAAGAGGAAGAGAAUUGGUUUUAAUAUUCAGAGAGGUAGGGUGGAUGUAGCUUUUAUUCAAGAAACCAAGUUGAGGAAUGUCCAUCAUCAAUAUGUUAAGGAGUUGUGGGGUGAUGAGUGGGUGGAGUGGUCUCACUUAGAGGCCGAAGGGUCGGCGGGAGGUAUUCUUAUUAUGUGGAAGAAAGAUUUGUUCAAUCUCAUUUACAGUUUUCGUGGAGAUGGUUAUUUAUGUGUGUGUGUGGAAAAGGAUAACAAAAGAAUAUAUUUCAUCAACAUCUAUGCUUCUUGUGAUCAUAAGGUCAGAAUGAACUCAUGGAGGAAGCUUGUGGAUUUGAAGAGGAGGAGUGUUGUUGGCUCUUGGUGUUUAGGAGGGGACUUCAAUAUGGUUACAUCUCCGGAGGAGAGAGUAGGUAUUUCGAAGAAGAAUUAUAAAAGGGAGAUGGACGACUUUAAAGAUUUCAUUAAAGAGAUGGAGUUGGUGGAUCCACCCACGAUUGGAGGGAAGUUUACUUGGUCUAAUAAGUGUGGUAGCGCGAUGAGUAGAUUGGAUAGAUUCUUGUUGACCCCUUCCUUCAUUGAUGAUUGGAAGGUUGAAGGACAAACUAUAGGAGGAAGAGAUGUGUCGGAUCAUGCUCCCAUUUGGAUUCGAGACAACAAAAGGAAUUGGGGACCCAAACCUUUUAGAUUCAAUAAUCUUUGGUUUAGUCACAAGGACUUUUUCUCUUUUGUGGAGAGGGAGUGGAACUCUUUGGAGGUGAAGGGUAGGGGGGACUAUUGUCUUGUUGAAAAAAUGAAGGCUCUAAAACUCAAAUUGUCUUUAUGGAAUAAGGAGGUGUUUGGAUGGAUUGAUCUUAAUAUAGAGGAGGCGGAGAAAGAGAUGCAUUUUUUAGAUAACACGUUUUGA